AACCUGGUUUGCGAUCAUCUCUUUCGUUAUCUUGUCGUCCACCUCUGCAGUAGACAGACAACAGUGGAUUGAGGUAAGAUGAGGAUAAUUCAAUUCAGGAUGGGGAUUUUGUGGUUUAUAUCAGAACUGGUUCUUCUGUCAUCUAUAACAUUGGCUAUUAAACAGAAUUCUAAACCCAACAUCAUAUUCAUUCUGGCAGAUGAUCUGGGAUGGGAUGAUGUGAGCUUUCAUGGCUCAGAGCAGAUUCCAACUCCAAACCUGGAUGAACUGGCUAAUGGUGGGGUAAUUCUCAACAAUUAUUAUGUCCAAAGUAUUUGUACACCAACUAGAAGUGCAAUAAUGACAGGCCGAUAUCCCAUCCACACAGGUAUGCAACAUGAUGUUAUAUUAGCUAGUCAGCCAUAUGGACUGGGCUUGAAUGAGACUCUUUUGCCACAGUACCUAAAGGAACUUGGAUAUGCCACACAUGCUGUUGGAAAGUGGCAUCUUGGUUUCUUCAAAACAAACUACACUCCCACUAGGAGAGGAUUUGACACUUUUUUCGGUUAUUAUUGUGGAAAAGAAGAUUAUUGGGAUCAUUCAAAUCAUGAAAAAUAUGGCUGGGGAUUGGAUCUUCAUAACAAUACAGAGCAUACAUUUCAGCCUGUCUGGACAGAUUGGGGCCAAUACAGUACUGAUAUGUUUACAGAUAGAGCUAUAGACAUCAUUAAAAAGCACGACCCUUCCAAGCCUUUGUUUUUGUAUCUUCCGUACCAAGCUGUCCACAGUGCAAAUUAUAUUCAGCCAAUUCAAGCUCCACCAGAUGUAAUCAAGAAGUUCUCCCACAUCCAAGAUGAAAACAGAAGAAUCUUUGCAGCAGUCGUUUCAGUCCUGGAUCAGAAAGUAGGAGAGCUUGUUGAUGCACUCAAAGGGAGUGGUUUGUACGACAAUUCAGUGAUCGUCUUUUCAACAGACAAUGGCGGUCCAGCAAACGGUUAUGAUAUGAAUAUGGCUUGUAACUUUCCUCUGAGGGGUGUAAAAUGGACGUUGUGGGAAGGAGGCGUUCGUGGCGCGGGAUUCGUACACAGUCCUCUACUGGCCGUGAAAGGCCGAGUAAGCAUGGAUUUGAUGCAUGUGACUGAUUGGCUUCCCACAUUGUACAGUGUAGCAGGAGGUGACAUUCAUAAACUUCUUAAUGUGGAUGGCUAUGAUAUGUGGGACACGCUUUCACAUGCUUCUCUGUGUCCCCGCGAAGAAAUCCUCCUCAACAUAGACCCUGUCAGGGGUGACUCGGCUCUACGGUACAGGCAAUGGAAACUUCUAGUUAAUAUAAGUUCAAGCUGGAGCGGAUGGUAUGGUCCCCCCGGAAUUAAAAACUCCAAUCAUUCUACUCGAGCUGCGCAGGUGUCGUUGAAGAAUGCUGUUGUUACUUGCGGUAAGCCGCCAAGCGAUCCCCCUGAGUGUACCCCAGAGUUGGGUCCUUGCUUAUUUGAUGUUCUAGCUGACCCGUGUGAGUAUGUGAACCAGGCUAAAAACCACCCAGAUGUUGUAGACGGCAUGUUGCUGUGGCUUAAAGAGUACAGAGAAACGAUGGUGCCGACUAGGAACAAGCCCUAUGACCCUAGUGCUAAUCCUGACAACUUCGGUGGAGUUUGGACUCCCUGGAUGGAUUGAGAACUUGCUUUGUGAAUUAGUCUUUUUUGAGAGUAAAUGAGAGAACAGAGAGACUCCUCCAAACCCUCGGAUAUAUUGCUUUAGUAAUUCUUUUAAGCGUAAGUGUUUUUUCCUGAACGUCCGCACGGACGAUCACCUAAAUCUGAUGUUCUUGUUGAAGGCAUUAUAAUUGGGAAUUGCCCGCUGUUAGGGGUUUCUAAAGAGUAAGUUUCGAGCGUUAGCCCUUCGUCAGAGCUGACGUAGGGCUACCACUUGAAACGGCAGCUCCACACUUUCGCCUUCCCCUCUUUCAUCUCUAUGCGCUGUUUGUAAGUGUCUUUUUUUCUUUCGUUUGAAAAAUGUCUAACCAUCUUCAAUUUCUUUAAUGUUGUCGAAAGGAGAGCAAUGAACUAAGCCGAGUUGUUCAAACCUGAUCGUAAUCCCAACUCGUCUAUAGUUCAAUUUUCAAUUCAGAGUCGAAAGUGAUCCUGGAUUGCAAUGGUUUUGUCUUACUUUCCUCUGUGACUGGUCCAGAAAACUCGCGCCACUCUCUCAUCCAAUCAGACGCAAAACUAAAACCAAUCGCGAAUUGGUCGCCCGCGCUUUUUCGCGCGCUUUAGUCAUUUUGGUUCUUUUUACUUUGAGAUCUCACUGGCUCUUUUCGGUAUUUUCCAUCUUGUGGUUGGCUGUUAUGAUUACUAUGGUUUUGGUUUUACGCCACUCGAUUGAGAGGCUGACAAAACAGCAGUAGAAACAAAACAAUGUAUGUAAUUACAACGACAGUUUUAAAUUAACUUGAUUAAGUUGAUGAAUAAGUGUAGCUUGCUUCCAUUAAAUGUGAAUAGUUUCUUUCAUUUUAAGUUGGAGAUUUGUGGAAGCGUAAUGUAAGAUUCUAAAACACUCCUCAGAACAUAGAGUACUAGUGUUCAUUCAUUCAGUUUAAAAAGGUCAGUUUUAUGUAACAACUAAACUGACAAAACGUACUUUUAACUUGGAUGAGUGCUCGUUAGAUUUUGAUCGACCACUCUAUCUUGGAGCGCAAUAGAAAGCCUUAAAAGUGAUCCAGAUUAGUGUUUUCGUUAUAGUGCUACAUAACUACUUAAAAUAAAUUACUGUAAAUUAAAGUAUGGAAGAAAAAGAAAUCCCAAAUGUCAUUAUGCAUUUUGAAAUUAUAGGAGACCGUAACUUUUUUGUACUUUUAGAAAGUCUACAGCUCGUUGGUCUGUGCAAUUCAGGAAUUUCCGUCCCAUACAGUCCAUGUACUGAACGUUGAAACUGUGUUAUAAUAAGGCAGGUAUAAGCAAAGAAGAGCUCGAGAAAAAGACAGUUACUUUAAAAUUUGUUAUAAAAUAAUGAAAUAAACUUGCACCUAGUGCACAGCAAUUUCGUCACGAA
Stylophora pistillata is the source of this 3027-nucleotide messenger RNA. Its product is annotated as arylsulfatase B. NCBI's taxonomy places the organism in Eukaryota, Metazoa, Cnidaria, Anthozoa, Scleractinia, Pocilloporidae. The record is from RefSeq and is a predicted model, not a curated record. Gene Ontology annotation, molecular function: sulfuric ester hydrolase activity.